CUUCACAUGCGCCGCAGUUUAUGCGAGUUGUAUUGAAACUCGCAAGAUCGUAAUAAAAUCUAUGUAGUGUAAAACACCGAACAUGUACUUAAAUUAAACAAAUGGACAUUAUUUGAGCGACCGUUCUAUAUUCUAUUCUGAAUUCAAGGCUGCUUAUAAUGAGGAUAAAUGAAGAUACGUUACUGGAGGGGGAGAAGGUUGUUUUGGUUCCUUACAACGCAGAACAUGUACCCAGGUAUCAUCAGUGGAUGUGCUCUCCUGACCUGCAGAAACUGACCGCAUCAGAGCCGCUGACUCUGGAGCAGGAGUAUGACAUGCAGAGGAGCUGGAGAGAAGAUGAUGACAAGUGCACUUUCAUCAUCUUGGACAAACAGAAAUGGGCAGAUGCGAGUAUCCCUGAGCAGGAGUGCAUGGUGGGAGAUGUUAACAUUUUCCUGACGGACCCCAGUGAUCCUUCCCUGGCUGAACUGGAGAUUAUGAUUGCAGUGCCCUGCUACAGAGGAAAGGGAAUUGGCAAAGAAGUAACACGCAUGAUGAUGUGCUAUGGCAUCCAUAAACUAGGAAUCCGGAAAUUUGAAGUUAAGAUUGGUUUGGAUAACAAAAUCAGCAUCGCCAUGUUUAAGAAAUUCCACUUCAAAGAGCUCUCCAUCAGUGAAGUGUUUCAGGAGGUCACGCUUGGUGUCACUGUGAACGAGGCUUUGCACAAGCACGUGUUUGGAAACAUGGACUUCAUGCUGCAGAGGGAGUAUGGGAAGACCCGCGACAGCAGACAGGCCACGUUCACACCAUUAUCCCUGUGAAGAAACAGCCUCAAAAUAGAAAUGGUUACAGGUUUGUGGAAGACUGUGACAAGAAAAAAAGCCUUAUGGUGCAUCUCAAUAUUAUAUUAUUCACACACUGUGUCAAAAAAGGCUGAAAGACCUCUAGCAGGUGACAUCUUUUAAUUAGAAGCACAUUCUUAUAUGUGUGAGAAAUCUUUCUGAAUCUUUCUAAUUCAGACUUAAUAUGUGAUUUCAAAUCCAUACAUGAAAUACUGUAUUAUUAUUGUUGUCGUAUUGUGAUUUUAACCUCUUAAGGCAUGGAAAUCAAGAAACCGUACUGUAAACAAACACAGACUGUUUAUAUGUUACUGCAUGUUGUCUUAAAAAAAAAAAAAAGUAAAUUAUAUUUGUCAUAUUUGGUUGUGUAUAAUAUAAUUGUAGUUCCUUGUGAAUAUAGACAAGAUACUAAUUCGACAA
This is a messenger RNA of Danio aesculapii, 1238 nucleotides long. RefSeq names its product N-acetyltransferase 9 (GCN5-related, putative) (gene nat9). The record is from RefSeq and is a predicted model, not a curated record. Gene Ontology annotation, biological process: protein acetylation. The transcript has 7 exons. The coding region runs from base 159 to 800 and encodes 213 amino acids. Lineage: Eukaryota; Metazoa; Chordata; Actinopteri; Cypriniformes; Danionidae. Gene Ontology annotation, molecular function: N-acetyltransferase activity.